GUAUCCUGAGAGGUCUAGUGAAACGGAACAGAAGAAGGUACUUCCUGUAUGCCGUCCGCUUUGCUGUGUUUUCACAUAAAAUUACAGCUGUCUUUCACUGUCUGACCACAGGGAUGGCUCAGUGGGGGGCCGUCUUCUCUAUUAUUGCUGCUCUUGGAGGAGCGGCGCUGUUGGCCUCUGUGCACAAAAUUGAUGAAGGACACACUGGAGUGUACUACAGGGGAGGGGCGCUCCUCACUACCACCACUGGCCCAGGUUUCCACCUUAUGCUUCCAUUCAUCACCACCUACAAGUCCGUACAGACGACGCUGCAGACGGAUGAGGUGAAGAACGUACCAUGUGGGACAAGUGGAGGAGUUAUGAUUUACUUUGACCGCAUUGAAGUGGUGAACUUCCUCGUUCCAUCAGCAGUAUAUGACAUAGUGAGGAACUUCACAGCAGACUAUGACAAAGCUUUGAUUUUCAACAAAGUGCACCAUGAGCUCAACCAGUUUUGCAGCGUUCACUCGCUACAAGAAGUCUAUAUCGGCUUGUUUGACCAAAUUGAUGAAAAUCUCAAAUUGACGUUACAAGAGGAUCUAACGUCUAUGGCACCUGGGCUUAUAAUACAGGCUGUGCGCGUCACUAAACCCAACAUUCCUGAGAGCAUUCGCAGGAACUACGAGCUCAUGGAGAGUGAAAAGACAAAACUGCUGAUUUCCCAGCAGACACAGAAGGUGGUGGAGAAGGAGGCAGAAACUGAGAGGAUUAAAGCUGUCAUAGAGGCGGAGAAAGUGGCACAAGUCUCAGAAAUCAAGUUUGGGCAAAAAGUUAUGGAGAAGGAAACUGAAAAGAAGAUCUCUGAAAUUGAAGAUAAUGCUUACCUGGCCCGGCAGAAAGCCAAGGCAGAUGCAGAGUAUUAUACAGCCCUGAGAGCGGCUGAGGCCAACAAGUUGAAGUUAACUCCAGAGUACCUGCAGCUGAUGAAGUACAAGGCCAUCGCAGCCAACAGCAAGAUCUACUUUGGAAACGACAUACCUCAGAUGUUUGUGGACUCUGGCUCCGCAGGGAGCUCCAUCAAGGCCUCCGCAGUCCUGGAUGUUUUUAAUGAUCAAGUUAUAGACCUGGAUUAACGAAGAAAGUAGCGGGACCCUUAGGACCACCAAGAGUGGCGGACUCCUUGCGGGUGACAGUGGUACUCCCUGUUAUCAACAUAAUCUGUUGUCCAGGGCAAGUAUUUCUCAGAUAAUUCAGAAUCACUACAGGAAGUCCUACUGGAAGGUUGGAGAGGAUAAAUUAAAAAGUUCAGCUCCAAUGCAGAAACUUCAUUAGGUUCCUUCAACUCUGUUCUGGUCAAAAGACAAAAUGUUAACCCAGAACGGUAGGACAGCUAAAAUGUUCAUCGGUCCCAGAUCCAUUGAACUGACAUGCAACCAAAAAAAAUAAAUGGCUCUGAAGAUUUGUUCUUGCUGCUGCACUUUUUAGGAUUUUGCAGUCAAUGUAGUGGCAUAAUGAAAGAACAAGUGUUUGUUGCUUUCUUUUUUAGCUGUUUCCCAUUUGUUAAGUCACAAUGGAUCUUUGUUCAGUUGGACACAGGCAGCUGUUUAAUUUCCUACACAUGCUCCUUAAUUAAAAUGAGAUUAAACUGCUUGUUUUCGUA
Messenger RNA from Fundulus heteroclitus (mummichog), 1639 nucleotides. RefSeq names its product ER lipid raft associated 2 (gene erlin2). Gene Ontology annotation, biological process: SREBP signaling pathway. Bases 114 to 1112 code for a protein of 332 amino acids. The record is from RefSeq and is a predicted model, not a curated record. Gene Ontology annotation, cellular component: endoplasmic reticulum membrane; endoplasmic reticulum. Gene Ontology annotation, molecular function: cholesterol binding; ubiquitin protein ligase binding. The transcript has 12 exons. NCBI's taxonomy places the organism in Eukaryota, Metazoa, Chordata, Actinopteri, Cyprinodontiformes, Fundulidae.